This is a messenger RNA of Stegodyphus dumicola, 3261 nucleotides long. RefSeq lists its product as uncharacterized. NCBI's taxonomy places the organism in Eukaryota, Metazoa, Arthropoda, Arachnida, Araneae, Eresidae. The record is from RefSeq and is a predicted model, not a curated record.
UCAACAUACCUAAUCUUGAUUUUUCGUCCUUCGGGCAGAAAGAUUUAGCAAGUGCAAUCAAGACGUUUGUCUUCGCAAAUUGUUCGUUUUGGAUUUGAAGUUUUGCUUUCGGUUGUUGAAUUUUUAGUAGUCUUUAAGGGGAUAAGGGUUAAAAAGAUAUUUCUUUUUCCUAGAAAAGGAAACAGUACUUUUUCACUCUAUGCUUAGUGUGUAGUUGUUUGAGCACAUUUUAAUAGUUUAUAUCAGGAAAUAAAGUUAUUAAAACAAAUUAAGAAUUCUUGUAAACUAUGUGCUGAAAAUACAUGGUCCUUUUAGUUAUCUUUCAGUUAUGUCAGGGAAUGGAAACGAUGUUUACAAUGCAAUUUUUAUGAGUGCGAUAGCUAAAUAUCAAACUAGUGAAGUGUGACUGUAUUCCAUCAUUGAAUUACGGUGUUGCAGUGUGGUGAUAUAUACGCUAGAGAGAUAGGAAAAGUGUGAUCAAUUUGUCUGUAGAUAUGUCUUCUUCAAAGAAACACCUGAACAUACAUGCAAAAGAGAAACCUCAUAUAUGUGAUGUAUGUAAUAGAGCCUUUUUCCUAAAAUGUCAUUUAACAACACAUCAGCGUAUUCAUAACAAAGAGAUGAGUGAUGAAAAACAUGUGUGUAUGACAUGUAACAAAUGUUUUAUUAAUAAGUCGAAGUUAAAAAGGCAUAUACAUGUGCAUGCAGGAAUAAAGGCUUAUGCUUGUGAAAUAUGUAACACUUCAUUUGUGAACAUGCCUAAUUUAAAGAAUCACAUGCGUAUUCACAGUGGGGAAAGGCCUUAUGUAUGUAAAGCAUGUAAUAAGUCAUUUGUUGCAAUGACUAAUUUGAAGAAUCACAUACGCAUUCACACUGGAGAAAGACCUUACGCAUGCGAGGUGUGUAAUAAGGCAUUUGCAGAAAAAUCUGGCUUAAACAGACAUAUGCGCAUUCAUACUGGAGAAAAACCUCACACAUGUGAUAUAUGUAAGAAAUCAUUUAUGCAGAGGUCUUACUUAAGAAUUCACAUGCAUUCUCAUACUGGAGAAAAACCUCAUGCCUGUGAUGUAUGUAGCCAGUCAUUUGCUACGAAACUUUUAUUAAAAAUUCACGCACGUACGCAUACAGGAGAGAAACCAUAUGUAUGCGAGACAUGUAACCAAUCAUUUGCAAACAAAUCGUACUUUCGGAAUCACGUGCGCAUGCAUGCAGGAGAUAAGCUUUAUGCAUGUGAUGUGUGCAACAAAUCAUUUAUACAAAGUGCGAAUUUAAAGAGUCACAUGCGCACUCAUUCAGGAGAGAAACCUCACAAAUGUGAAGUAUGUAACCAGUCUUUUGUUCAAAAGUCUGGUUUGAAAAUUCACAUGCGACUUCAUACCGGGGAGAAACCUUAUGUAUGUGAUGUAUGCAAUAAAUCAUUCAUCCAAAUGUCUAAUUUAAAUUAUCACAUGCAUAUACAUACAGGAGAGAAACCUUUUAGAUGUGAAGUAUGUAGCAAAGCAUUUUCAGACAAGUGGUGUUUGAAACAUCACAUGGCUAUACAUACAGGAGAAAAGCCAUAUGUGUGCAAGAUAUGCAAGAAAUCAUUUGUACAAAAGUGUAAUUUAAAGAGUCAUAUGACGGUUCACACUGGUGAGAAACCUCAUCUAUGUGAUAUAUGCAAAAAAUCAUUUAAGCAGAAAGCUCAUUUAAAGAGUCAUCAGCUGCUUCACACAGAAGAGAAUUCUUACCCAUGUAAUGUGUGUAAAAAGAUCUUUGUACAAAAGUCUCAGUUAAAUAAGCAUGUCUGCACUGAAGAUUCUUGUAUAUCAGUUAUAUAGCUAAAGAUUUCUCCAAAAUUUGGUUUUAUCCUAGGUAUGUUGAUACUAUGAGAAAAUCUGAAUAUGCAUCCUGAUGUACAUGUAUGCAGAUGUCACUUAUCAUAAUGUGAUGAUACAUAAUCUAAUUAUUUAUAUUGACCUGUAUUUCAUAUGAUACAUAAGCAUUUCUCAAAUAUACAUUUUCCCCCUUUCCAGCAUUUCUUGUAAAUUUCCUGAGAAUUUUUAAAUGUUCUCAGAACUUUAGGAAUAAAUUUAGAAAGUGAUUGUUUGUGUUUACAUUGGUGAAAAUUAGACAUUUUGGAGCAAAUAAAGUAGUAUGUAGUAGACGGUUUUAGUCUAAUAAUUGCAGUUAAAAUAAAUUUGUGAAAUAGUGGGGUAAAAUUAAGUAUGCUUUAAAAUAGUUACCAUUUUCUUGAAAUUUAACAAAUAUGUGUAAACUUCUAUAACUCUUAAAAUAAUUUUCAAUUCACAUAAGGUUUAAACUUAUGUGUAUUGGCAACAAGCUCAUCAUCGGCAAAUAGUGUUAGUUGUAACUUUUGUUGUUGUUUGAUAAUGCAAAACAAACAUGGAUAAACCUUACUCUCUUUUAGACCAUAACAUGACAAGAAAUCUUUGAAUCUUGCAUUCCAUCAAUAGAGAGAUUAUUUAAGCCCAUAUAGCAGAGCCAUAGCUGGGCUUUUCAGUGCCCAGAAACAAAUACAGAUUUUGUUCCAAGAAUGUCUGUAUGCCAAGAAUGGAAAACAUUUCAUUCUAAAUUUUGUUACAGGAAUUUAGCGCCCUCUGGAUGCUGUGCCCGAGGACAGGUGUCCUCCCUUAUAAAAGUUUCACCAUAGUUGGACUUUUCAUCAUGCUUGAUUGUCAUGUAAUUAUUUUUUCUGGGAUUUACAGUCCUUCUUAAAAGUGACCCUUUUUACCACAUUUAUGUUGCUUUCUCUGUUAACAGGCCGAUUUUGUCUUGAAAAUGCUUGGAGUUUUUCCAACACUAAUUUUAGCCAUUAAAGCAACAUAUUUAGUGACCCUAGAUAGCUCUGACAUCCUUCUCAGCUUUUUCACAUAAGUUGCACUUUUCUUGAUGACAAGAUGCCCUAAUUCUGAAAAUACUGUACUGCAUGCUGUUCAUUAAAGACAAGUCCAAAAUUUUAAUAAUUUUUUUUUCAAAAUACAUUUGAAAAACAGAUAAAUAAUUGUUAUAUUUUUCAAUGAAAAUUAAAUGAAUUUAACAAGAAUUAAUUUGAUUUUCAUUAUAAUGUUCCUCGCUACUUUAUCUAUGAUAAAAUGUCGAUGAACAUAGUGAACUAAGUAGUAGCGCCUUAUCGCUGAGUUCAAGUACUUACAACGUGGGUUCGAGAAGGGUUAAAAUACCCUUUUAUUCACAAAGAAAUAACAAAUAGUGCCUUCUCGGGCUUAAGGGAAAACUUUCACUUGUGCUUUUAAAUCAGGA